Molecule: messenger RNA, 1188 nt
Organism: Rhinichthys klamathensis goyatoka
Lineage: Eukaryota; Metazoa; Chordata; Actinopteri; Cypriniformes; Leuciscidae
Gene: arf6a
Product: ADP-ribosylation factor 6a
Exons: 2
Coding region: 520-1047 (175 amino acids)
Biological process (GO): vesicle-mediated transport; intracellular protein transport
Cellular component (GO): cytoplasm
Molecular function (GO): GTP binding; GTPase activity
Source: RefSeq, a predicted model, not a curated record
AAGCAGCGCUGAAGCGGGUCCGCACCUUUUCCGGUAAUACCAAGCGGAGAAGCAACACGACCGGGACCGAGAGAACGAGGACCGGAGAGAACCGAGCCGACAGAACCGAGCCGGGGCGCGCGACCGGGCGGCUGAUAUACGAGGUGAAGCGGCGCGCGCUGAGGCGCGUUCGCGGUCGCGUUCAGUACGCGGACAGAAGAGGGGAAAGAGGAAGAGGGCUUGUUUGGACCAGAACCAGAACUGAUGAUCUGAAGUGUGUGUGAAGGGAAUGAGCGCGAGCGAGCGGCGACCCGACAGUCGGUACACAAGAAGGAAGUCAGAAAGAAAAGGCCUAUUUUUGUUUUUUCUUCAUGCAUUUUGAGGUCUGGUCAAUGCAAACUCACAUUUCCCAACUGUAUUAGAUCCACGUUUUUUAUUUAUUCAAGGAAAAGCGUUGAGUCAUAUGUAUUUCUGUGAAGCUGCAGGACCAAAAAAACACACUUUUUGCAUCAUACAUACUAUAUAUGCACAGCCAACAAAAUGGGGAAGAUGCUUUCCAAGAUCUUUGGCAACAAGGAGAUGAGAAUAUUAAUGCUUGGACUUGAUGCGGCAGGAAAAACGACGAUUCUUUACAAACUCAAACUGGGACAGUCGGUCACGACCAUCCCGACCGUCGGGUUCAACGUGGAAACCGUGACGUAUAAGAACGUGAAGUUUAACGUGUGGGAUGUGGGCGGUCAGGAUAAGAUCCGGCCCCUGUGGCGGCACUAUUACACCGGCACACAAGGACUGAUCUUCGUAGUGGACUGUGCGGAUCGGGACCGGAUCGACGAGGCCCGACAGGAGCUUCAUCGCAUUAUUAACGACCGCGAAAUGCGCGACGCCAUUAUCCUGAUAUUCGCUAACAAGCAAGAUCUCCCCGACGCCAUGAAGCCGCACGAGAUCCAGGAGAAACUCGGCCUGACCCGGAUCCGAGAUCGCAACUGGUACGUUCAGCCGUCCUGCGCCUCGACGGGCGACGGACUCUACGAAGGGCUCACCUGGCUCACGUCCAAUUACAAAUCAUAAUGCGAGUCAAAACUUAGAAGCAAUUAACCAAUAACUCGUUGAGUUUCCUUUUCUUUUUCAUGCUUUCUUUCAGCACUCUGUAUAAUCCUUCUGUUACGUUUCGAAUGUUCGUAAAGUAGUGCCGUGCGACCGAUUAAUCGC